Peromyscus californicus insignis is the source of this 4379-nucleotide messenger RNA. RefSeq names its product PHD finger protein 6 (gene Phf6). The record is from RefSeq and is a predicted model, not a curated record. The transcript is spliced from 11 exons. Lineage: Eukaryota; Metazoa; Chordata; Mammalia; Rodentia; Cricetidae. Gene Ontology annotation, cellular component: nucleus. The coding region runs from base 219 to 1313 and encodes 364 amino acids.
ACGGAGGGAGGUAACGUAAGGGCGCUCGGCGAGCCCGUCUCUCCUCGAAUGAAAGGAAACAACCCCCGGCGACAGAGCCCCGCUCUUCGGCAGUGCCGGAGAACCGACGCCCGCCUUCCUCGUCUCCCCUCGUGGGCGCUCUUCUCCCGUCGCCCGCCCGUGGGCCACGCUGCAUUUCUUGAGGCUUAAAGUGGCAUUCUAUAAGCAGUUUAACAAUCAUGUCAAGCUCAAUUGAACAGAAAAAAGGGUCUACAAGACAGCGCAAAUGCGGCUUUUGUAAGUCAAAUAGAGACAAGGAGUGUGGACAGUUACUGAUAUCUGAAAACCAGAAGGUGGCAGCACACCAUAAAUGCAUGCUUUUUUCGUCGGCCUUGGUGUCAUCACAUUCCGAUAAUGAGAGUCUUGGUGGAUUUUCUAUUGAAGAUGUCCAAAAGGAAAUUAAAAGGGGCACAAAGCUGAUGUGUUCUUUGUGCCAUUGUCCUGGAGCAACAAUUGGCUGUGAUGUGAAAACCUGCCACAGGACAUACCACUACCACUGUGCAUUGCAUGAUAAAGCUCAGAUCCGAGAGAAACCUUCACAAGGCAUUUACAUGGUUUAUUGUCGAAAACACAAGAAAACUGCACAUAACUCUGAAGCUGAUUUAGAAGAAAGUUUUAAUGAGCAUGAACUGGAGCCCUCAUCUCCAAAGACUAAGAAGAAAAGUCGUAAAGGAAGACCAAGGAAAACUAAUUUUAAAGGGCUGUCGGAAGACACCAGAUCUACAUCCUCCCAUGGAACAGACGAAAUGGAAAGUAGUUCCUACCGAGAUCGGUCUCCACACAGGAGCAGUCCUAAUGACACCAGGCCUAAAUGUGGAUUUUGCCAUGUAGGGGAGGAAGAAAAUGAAGCGAGAGGGAAGUUGCAUAUAUUUAAUGCCAAGAAGGCGGCCGCACAUUAUAAGUGCAUGUUGUUUUCUUCUGGGACUGUUCAGCUCACAACAACAUCAAGAGCAGAAUUUGGAGAUUUUGAUAUUAAAACUGUACUUCAGGAGAUUAAGCGAGGAAAAAGGAUGAAAUGUACACUUUGCAGUCAGCCUGGUGCUACUAUUGGAUGUGAAAUAAAAGCCUGUGUUAAAACUUACCAUUACCACUGUGGAGUCCAAGACAAAGCAAAAUACAUUGAAAAUAUGUCACGAGGAAUUUACAAACUGUAUUGUAAAAACCAUAGUGGGAAUGAUGAGCGAGAUGAAGAAGAUGAGGAACGAGAGAGUAAAAGCCGGGGAAGAAUAGCGAUUGAUCAGCAGCUAACCCAGCAGCAGCUCAAUGGGAACUAGGUUCGUGGGACAGAGAGAGUUAGAAAACUGAGAAUAAGACAUCUAUAACUCCUAUGCUUUUUUUUCACUCUUUUCUAAAAUAAAAAAGGGUUUGUAACUUUUUACUGCCCAACUCUUAGAUCCUUCAUUGAACUGCCUAAAAACACCUUGUUUGUUCUCUGAGCCUUCACUAGAUGGCCGAAUUUGACAUAUUGAUAUUACGUAGCUGUAGUUUGCAGUUUCUGGGAAGCAAUCAAAACACUAUUAACCCUGUGUAUACUGUCAGCAAUUAAAGCAGACACUGAAUGGCAUAAACUGUAUUUCUGAACUGAACAGAGUUCUACUCUUUAGAGUGUUUUAAGUUUGUAGUGGAUCCAUGCUCAAAAGAACCCGGAGGAAAGUUCACCGUGCAAACAUGUCUCUGGUGGCAACACCUGGUAAUUUGUGAACUUUUUUUCAUACUCAAGCAAUGGAAACUACAAAUGAAAAGAACCUUCUUUUUAUCUUGGCUUCGACAGCACAUGUUAAAGUUUGUUUCUUCCGAGAAGCGUGCUGCAGCCUUCCUAUGGUCUUUUUAAAGUUCUUCUCACUGACCAGCAUGGACUCUGGGCAACUGGUGAUGGUAAGCUCUGAGCUCCAGUGCGUCUGCCAAAAUUCUCUUGACAGUACACCUUUCUGUGCUGUACAGAGAGCUUCUGGCAAAAUAAUGGGAUCCUAUCAAGAUCAAAAUAAAGCUUGGCAGCAGCAGAUUAAACUUCUUUGAGAUUAAAGAGGUUACCAACGCACUAAGGACGUUGGACACUAUAUCUGAAACCAGAAACCAGUUCCUCUCAAGUGCCCUGUGGUGUGGAACACUUCACAUAUUGGCCCAAAGUAUAUCAGAGGUCUUAUGUGCUAACAGAGUAAAAAAAAAAAAAAAAAGAAAAAAAGAAAAAAAGAAAGAAAGAAAAAAGAAAAAAAAAGUCUUUGAGUAAAACAGUAUUUAUUUUUGAUUUUGUGACCACUAUUUUAGAAACUUUAUUUAAUGCUUUCAGUCAUUGGUUUGCUUAUGUAUUGAAUAGGCUUUUGUGCCCUGCUUUCUUCUAGGGCUCGGAAGUGUUUUCUUAAUCACCAGAUUUUUAGAAAGGAUUUCCACUGGCGACUCUCGCUAGUGGCACUCUUCCACUUACCUGCUGAAGCACAUUUAUAUAUUUCUUUAUGGCAAAACCAAAAAAAUUAGUUAUGGUCUGCCUAAUAUUACCGUAGCACCUCAGUAGGGAUUCUGAGUUCUGAAUUAUUAAUUAACCUACCACAAUGAAUCAGAUUUGCAAAUAAGAAACAACAUACUAACUUGACUGUACAUUGAUCUCUUCUGCAGCUGGUUAAACAGCAUUUUUAAAUGUAACAGGUGGAAAAUUACACUGUGCUUAUUGACUGAAUUUUUAAACUGCUAGUCCCUUAAGAUCAUGUUUGUUAAAGUGUGUAUUUACAUAUUCACUUAAAUCAAGGGACUCAAUGCUUGCUUUAUUUUAACCAUCUUUUACUGUUAUUUUAGAAGGAAACUAGCUUUAGUAGUGGAUUGCCUUGUACGUCUUCUUUCGCUCUUAAUAUGCCAUGAUGUGUAUGUGAUUAAUUUUCAAGGUUCAUCAUGACUUGAAGUGCAAGGACAGAUCUCAGUUUGUUUACCAAGCGAUGUGACUUUUUCCAAAGGAUCUGUACUUUAUUUCCUUAUAACAGCUUGAAAACAUUAUUUUUUAAAUCUUUAAAUCACUGUGUCUAGGUAAUUUUUACAUUGUGUGCCAUAGAACUUACCCAUGGAGAAAUAGAGCUCCUUCAUUUUUGGACAACUACUGUAAUGAUUUUUUUAAGUAAAAUGGAAGGUGCCAGGGGUAAUUCUGGCCAGUCAAUAAUUAUAUAAAGAACUUCAAAUACUAUAGCUGUCAGUUGAUGGAUUUGCUGUGUAGUAAAUGUAUGACUUUUUAUGGGUUUCUUCAGCCCUUUCUCUGCCACUAGCAACCAGAAAAGCACUUUACCUUUUGGUUGCUUAGAUAAAUGGUUGACUACCUGUUUUUCUCACUGUGGUGUGAUUGGCUAAAUAACGUUCAUUUAAAACUGAAGUCACAUUAAAAACUCAUGUUUGGGUGUAAACUUCCAAUAUUUUGAUUCUUUGUUCUGUUCUCAUUCUAUGCUGAGUAAAAGUGCCUUACAAUGUAAAAAUUGUACAGUACUUAUGUUCCCAAGUAGCAUCUUCAUCACCUGGCUAGUAAUUACAUUGUGGUAUUAAUAUUUAGAUAAAUGGACCUCAGCAGUGUAUUAACUGUACAUCUCUUAAGUCCUUAACUGUAGUUUUAAUAAGCAUGACAUUAUUUGGUAAAUAUAUGGCAUUUACAUCAUUUCCAAAAAUACUGCCAUUGCUGUCUAAUGCGUAUUUUAGCCUGCAAUUUUGAUGCGUCUUUUUUUCUUGUUUUUCUUUCUUUGUUUUAUUCUUUUUUGUCAUUAUUAAUAUUAAAAUGUGUAACCUUUGCAAGCGUAUAUUGAAGAUUAUUCUGGAGCAUUUAUUGCCUUACCAGAAGCGUUAGUAGGAGAUGUUCUUUAGAGUAGAAGGGUAGACUUGAGUUUCUCUACUUUAACGAGUUCCUGGGGUGGGAGGGGGGGUUACUUUCAUCUCAUUGCUUAAAACCCACACCCGAAGUCAAUUUCAUUUCAAGGAUCAGCAGUUUCAAACUUGAGGUGGUACUUGUGCAGUAUACACUACUCAAGAUACUAACAAAGUAAUGUGACCUAUAGAUCUGCUAUUGAAUUGAAUCUGUGUACUUGAACAAAUGUGUGAAUCUCAAAUCUUUCAAAGCAAAAGUGUUGUAGAAUGUUGUUGCUUUUUGAAAAAGCACUGAAGUUAGACCAAGGCACAGUUUUGUUUUAACAGACAUUUAAGUUAAUUGUAAAGAUAAGGAAUGCAUCAUGGGUCAAAAAUCAAACAUUCCUCACAUGUUAUGUAUAUUUUGUUCCUGUUAUUGGUUUUGUUUUCAGAAUUGUAGUUUGUAGUAUUAGUUUCCUUUUAUUGGUAUUCUUGCAUAUACUAUUCGUUCAAUAAAUGAGUUCUGAAUUUCA